Messenger RNA from Chelonus insularis, 707 nucleotides. RefSeq lists its product as uncharacterized. The transcript has 3 exons. The coding region runs from base 284 to 610 and encodes 108 amino acids. The record is from RefSeq and is a predicted model, not a curated record. NCBI's taxonomy places the organism in Eukaryota, Metazoa, Arthropoda, Insecta, Hymenoptera, Braconidae.
AAAAUUUUAAUGUUUAAUUUAUGUAAAUCAUGUAUAAAAUGUAUUAUUAAACAUACCAUGUUAUUGUAAAGCAAAAUUAUCAAAGAGUGCAGUAAAAAAAAAUAUACAAUCUUAUAAAUUAUCAUUACUAUCGUGAUAUAUCUUGAUAUUGUAUCAAUUUGGAUAAUUUUUGUGUAUUUCGUAAUACUUUUAAGAAUGUUUAAAUAAAAAAGCACGCAACUUGAUAUUAUUCUCUUUAAAUAGCAGGUAAAUUUGUCAUUUUUUUCAGACUGAAAUAUUUAAAAUGUCGAGUAUACUUUUAAAUACUGUUAUAAUAAUCCUAUUCUUUGCCUAUGUAGAUAGUUUUUGUAAAUUCCCGGAAUAUUUCCAUUUUUGUGGAAGAUUAAGAGAACCUUCCUGUACUCAUCCUGAAGUUACUGAUAAUCUCAAGUGGGACGAAUGUUUAACCAAUGGUCCAGGAUGUCGAUGUCAUGACGGUUACGUUAGAAAUUAUCAAACAAAAACUUGUAUGAGAAAAGAAAAAUGUUUUGUAGUAACUUUAGCUAAUGCAGUACAUAAAACUUUGGACAGUCUUUUCACUUCAAUAAUGACACCUCACAAAUGUAAAUAAAUACUUAAGUCAUCAAUCUAAAAAAUAGUGCCAUUAAUAAUCAAUCAAUGUAUGAGUUAAAAAAUGUAUAACAUUCAAUAAAAUAAAAUCAAUUGAA